AUGCUCAAAUUUGUGAUAUUCUCAUCGGUUUUGAUAGCCCUCGCCUCAUCAAUCGAACUCACAUUCGAGCUUCCCGACAAUGCGAAUCAAUGCUUCUAUGAGGAUCUGAAAAAGGAUGUUGACACUGUUUUUGAGUUCCAGGUGGUCACCGGCGGUCACUACGACGUUGAUUUGAUUAUCGAGGAUCCAAACGGCAAAACUUUGUACAAAGACACCAAAAAACAAUAUGAUAGCAUAAAUUUCAAAGCAGAGGUUGAAGGAACGUACAAAGCGUGUUUCUCCAACGAAUUCUCCACUUUCUCGCAUAAAAUCGUCUACAUGGACUGGCAAUUCGGAGAUCAGAAUGCUCUUCACGCAGCAGUUACUCAAGGAGCUCAUGCUAUGACUCAAUUGGAGAAUUAUGCUGUGGCGAUUGGAGAUAAAUUGAGAACAAUCGACGACUACCAAACCCAUCACCGUCUCCGUGAAGCCACCGGUCGCAAGCGUGCCGAAGAACUCAACGAACGUGUAAUGAUCUGGUCGUUGGGACAAUCCGCUGUUGUCGUUUUCAUUGGUAUCGGACAAGUCUUCCUGCUCAAAUCAUUCUUCAAUGAUAAAAGAACUCGUUAUUAG
Messenger RNA from Caenorhabditis remanei, 612 nucleotides. RefSeq lists its product as uncharacterized. Gene Ontology annotation, biological process: intracellular protein transport; endoplasmic reticulum to Golgi vesicle-mediated transport; Golgi organization. The coding region runs from base 1 to 612 and encodes 203 amino acids. Gene Ontology annotation, cellular component: endoplasmic reticulum; Golgi apparatus; COPII-coated ER to Golgi transport vesicle. The transcript is spliced from 3 exons. The record is from RefSeq and is a predicted model, not a curated record. Lineage: Eukaryota; Metazoa; Nematoda; Chromadorea; Rhabditida; Rhabditidae.